Quercus robur (English oak) is the source of this 885-nucleotide messenger RNA. RefSeq names its product disease resistance protein RLM3-like. The transcript has 4 exons. The coding region runs from base 1 to 885 and encodes 294 amino acids. Lineage: Eukaryota; Viridiplantae; Streptophyta; Magnoliopsida; Fagales; Fagaceae. The record is from RefSeq and is a predicted model, not a curated record. Gene Ontology annotation, biological process: signal transduction.
AUGAACAGACGCAGUAAUCCUAAAUUUGAUGUCUUCGUUAGCUAUCAUGGUGGUGAUACGGGCACAAAUUUUACCAACCAUCUCGCAGCCGCUGUAAAGCGUAGAGAGAUUGGCAUGUAUAAAGUUGACGUGGACAUCCCUAGAGGGACAGUGAUUUGGAAUGAGCUAAUGGAGGCAAUAGAGGCAUCUAGAGUUGCAGUAAUCGUAUUCUCAAAAAACUAUGCUUCUUCUACUUGGUGUCUGGACGAGGUUUGGAAGAUAAUGUCUUGCAAUAAAUAUUUUAAAAUGGUAGUGCUGCCUAUUUUCUACAAUGUGUCUCCUUCUGAUGUAAGACAACAAAAUGAGAAUUUUGCAAUUAAGGUUAAGGACGACAAUGAUAGCAGGUUGAAGAGAUGGAAGUCUGCUUUGACCCAGGCUGCAAACCUGGCGGGUUUGGACUUGAAACCAAAUCGCAGCUCGGGACGAACCCUCCUAGCUGAACAAAACGAAGCAGAAGAACCAAAGGAACACGUAGACCCAGGCUCAAAAGCACAAUAUCAUGGAUUUCGAAAACGUUACGCGAGGUCAUUGAGUGCCCCCCUGUAUUUUGACCAAGUUACAGCCCCAAAUAAGAGGAUGAAAAUAGAUCCUACUUUGACCUUGGAAUCUUUCGGUGCUUAUGUGGCUGAUCCUAAAUCCUCUGCUAAACUUCAAGCCAAACAAACGAAUUCCACAUCCUUGGAACAAAGGCUGGAGGAGCAACGUCGUGAAUUCGAGGCCAGGUUCAAAGCUCUGGAAGUUGAGUUAGUGAGGCUAAGAGAUGGCCGCACCACUGACAAGACAGAAGAAGUUUUCCAGGUGACAGAAAAUUCAUUGACAUACAAAUUCAUAUGCAAGGAAGAAUGA